Molecule: messenger RNA, 853 nt
Organism: Fimicolochytrium jonesii
Lineage: Eukaryota; Fungi; Chytridiomycota; Chytridiomycetes; Spizellomycetales; Powellomycetaceae
Exons: 5
Coding region: 235-732 (165 amino acids)
Biological process (GO): microtubule anchoring
Cellular component (GO): centrosome
Molecular function (GO): protein binding
Source: RefSeq, a predicted model, not a curated record
GUGUACUCGCUGCCUCGGUCAGGGCCGUCGUGGUCGUGGUCGUGAGUGAGACAUGGUGUGGGGGUGUGGGGGUUCCUAUUUGGGUUGUCGGAUGCCGUCGUCCUCGCUUCGCAAUCAGCUUCGCAAUGCCGAUUCCCCUAUUGUCAGAAGGCCAAAACGGAACGACGCGUUCUGUCCCCAGCUUUUCCAAGGGAAUUGACACACAGUGGUGCGAACCAGGAGAACGUGCAAGUAAUGGCACAAGCAUCCUCAACCGCCCGCCCACGUUCCGCUGCUCCUGGCGCUGGCGCCGAGCAGUAUGGCGGUGCCGCUUCCUACGAUGACCUCAAAGAUGCCUUGAAAGAGAACCUGCAAACGACCGGAGUGCUGGCAGAUCUGAGAGCACGUAUCCGUGCAUCCGUGUUUGACUCGCUGCAGGACUCGGAAGCACCCAGACCUCCCGCCAACAGCCCACAAGCCGAUCUCGUCAACGAGCUUAUCCGGGAAUACAUGCGAUACAUGGGCUACCGGCACAGUCUCUCCGUGUUUGCCGCCGAAGCAGACCUGCCGCGCAGACCACCCAAACGUGAAGCCCUCGCUGAUGAGUUGGGUUUAGAGCUGGGGCCGAAAAAGCCGUCAGAGGAGGGCGGGGGUGCUGAGGAUAAUGUGUAUCCUGCCCAUCUACCGCUGCUGUAUGGCUUAUCCCUCCGUCACGCUGUCAAAGAUCCCGCCGCAAAGUCUAUCAAGAGGUGACAUUGGAUAUAGGGAGCGAAAACGGCGCAAGGACAUCAUGAGUGUCGGUGAAUGGCGAUUUUUGGUUGGACGACUGUCUAUAUGUACAGUAUAUGUGUACUUAUUAGUUCGAGUGAGGAAG